AGCGGCGAGAGGGGGCGGGGCCAAGCCGGGAAGGACACGCCCCCUCCGAGCGCGGACCCCUCCCCUCUCUCCUCCCCCCUCCCUUUCCCGAGAAGCCUCUUUUUCCCCCCUUAGUUCUGAUGCUAUCUCCUGAUUGCGACAGAGGGAGGUGGGCUUCCCAUUGGUCCCCGGGGGCGCGCGCCCUACAAGCCAAUGCUGGGUGGGGUGGAGAGAGCAAGGGAGGGGGCGUGUCCUCCUCGGACAGGGAUCCAGGGGAGUCUGCCAUUCACUGUGAGGCUCUCUCUCUCUCUCAACAUUCAUAAAAAAGGACACCCUCGUCCCGUGCAAGAGACUAGGAUUGAAUGCUUUAAUGGGGAGUGUGGGGAGUCUCAUUGAUUCGUAUUGAAGAGGCGAUGGCAGAAGCGAGCUGUCUGGGGCUGUGUCCGCCUGAGCGACCUCUUCCCCAGCCUUGCCAUCCUCCUAUGCGCGUUUAUCCGGCAGUAAGUCAGUCCCACGGGCUUCAAGGGCGCUUACUCCUAGCAAAGUUCUCCUUAUUAACAAAACAGAAAGCAGAAGUUAUACGAGCCCACCUGGAAUCUAAGAUCAUCUGGGGAGGCCCUGCUCUCAAUCCCUCGUCUUUCACAGGCACGAUUGGCAGCGAUGAGAGACAGGACCUUUUCAGUGGUGGCCCCCAGGCUGUGGAACUCCCUCCCCAGUGACAUCAGAUCUGUGCCCUGCCUCAUGGUCUUUAGGAAGAAACUAAAAACCUGUUUGUGGAAUCAUAUGUGCAAUGAAGAAUUGACAUUGGACUGGCCGUGGAUCAACGCUUUCGGAUUGUGUGAUUUUAACUGUUUUAUUUGAGAUAUCUGUUUUUAAUUGGAAUGUUUUAAAUGCUAUGGUUUUGACCAUUUUUAACACUAUGUUCGUAGUAUGCUGUAAACCGCUUUGGGAGGAAGGUGGUAUAUAAAUGUUUAAAUAAAUCUAAAUCCAUAUUAAAAGUGAAAACCCGUAUGUGUGUAUGUGGCACGCAUGUCCGCUCACACAGACAGCCUCUGGCCUCCACAAACAGACUACACUUCCCACUGCUCAAAAGCCAGCAAGUCACUACUUUGCACUGAUAUUGAGGUUACAGCGAGCACUAUAAACAUGUAGCCCAACCCCUGCCAAUGUCCUCCCCAAACACUACAAACAACCACCAAGGAAUGCUUUCAUUUGGGGACAAUUUCAUCCUACAUUUUGCUUUUUCUUCCACCACACGCAGGCAUUCCUGGGUUCUCCAUUGCUGUGGAAUUUGCAUGACCCCGCCUACUGCCCUUGCACCACACACAGGCAUCCCAACAUUCUCCAUUGCUGUGGAAUUUGCAUGACCCCGCCUACUGCCCUUCCCUUUCAAAUCUGUCUGCAUAACAAACAGCAGAAUUUAGCUGCAACUACACUUACUGGAGGAGUUUGGGACAUUGAAGUUGUAGUUUACCCUGCAUCAAGUCAGAGCAUUGUGACUCCUACUGGGAAAUUUAUAGGAGUUGUACUUUACCAAUGCCCACAACGCUAUGAACCUAAACAAUUAUGGGUCUAGAUCAAAUUUGCCAUGCAUACCUGAUAUGUCCAGAUUUCAGUACUGGUGGGUUUUGAGGGGAAUUGGCCUGGACAUUUGGGAGUAGUAGGUACUGGGAUUUAUAGUUCACCUGCAAUGAAUGAGCACUUCGAACCCCACCAAUGAUGCACCAGGACCAAACUUGCCACACACAGUCCCCAUAAGCAAUACAACGUAUUGGACAAGUUGGGGAAAAGGGGAGUUAUAGUUCACCUGCAUCCAGAGAAACACUGAUGCCCACCAACAAUGGUCCAGGACCAAACUUCGCACAGAGAAGCCUCAUAACCAACUGAACAUACUACACGGGUUUGUGGGAAUGGGCCUUGAUUUUCGGAGUUGUAGUUCACCUGCAUCCAAAGACCAUUGACCCCAGCCAACGACGGAUCUGGACCAAACUUGGCACACAGAUUCAACAUAGCCUGCUGUGCAUACUGACAAAUGAUGUGGGACAAUUGUCCCAGGACACUGCAAGUUGUAGUUGUUCACCUCCAUCCAGAGACCACUCCAGCCACGUAAUGACCACCCAACGACACAUCUGGAUCACACUUGGUACACAGAUCCAAAAUGGACAACUUUUCAUACUGCCAGGGUUUCGGGAGGAUUGACCCAUAAUUCGGGGAAUUGUAGUUCACCCACUCCAAACACAAUACAUAACAUUGAAAGACAAAUAAUACCAUUCUCAAAUGACCCGGGCACCACCAGGUCCCCAAGCUAGUAAAUAAAUAAAUUAUAGUUGCCCACAGAUGCUGUUCCAGGGUUGGGUGACCAAGGUUGGAAUGAUAAUAAUGAUUUUUCAUUAUGUUAGGCUGCAAUCCUGGAAUAAAUUAUCCAUUAAAAGAACACAUUCAUUUGUUUUAAUGUCAUUAGAUGUUUCUAGUAUACAUAUUGUUCCCAACUAAAAUUCAAUCAGACAAGAGAAAUACGUCAUUUCCUUUACUUCUAAAAUUAGCCUUUAUUCUACUUUCUUAAAAAAGAAAUUCUCACAAAAGAGAAAAAGUGAGGAUCAAAAAUCUGUAAAUUAAGAGUACAAAUUACUAUAAACAAUAUAUCUGCAAAAAUAUCUGAACAAAAUUGAUGUCUGUAGGAUGUAUGUAUGAACAUAGACAGACUGAAUCUAAUGUUUCUUUCGCCUCUAGUCAAACAAUAAGUCACUAUCUACAAUAGUGGAAUAACCCAAAAAAUUAAAUUUGCAGAGAUUAGGUACCAUUGCUUAAUGUUUCACACCAAAGAAGAUGAGGAAGUUUUCAAAGGUAAAUGUACAGGGGAAAGAUACUAUGCUAAGUCAAAGUGAAAUAUAUAUUUUAAUUGAGUCUGGGUAAAUCUCAAUGCAAAUUCAUUUGAUUAUCCAUUUUGAGAGUUGUAAGGGACUGUGAGUAGAAAGGAAAGUGGCCAAAUUAAAUAAUUUAAUGCAAUCCUGUUCUGUUGUCCAGUGGUAUCAGACCCUUGUUUGAGGCUGAAUGUUAGAGUACAACUGAGUGCAACAAGCCUGCCAUGUUAUCCACUGGUUUUAAUUCCCCUUUGCAUGGUGGUGAGAGUUGAAAUAAAAAAUACAUCACUACAGUUAGCUGCCUUGAGUCCCUAUAGCAGGAGAAUAGUGGAAUAAAAAUAAUUUAAGUUAGUAAAUAAAUAAAAUAGUCCUCUAUAUCUGUGCCCCUUGCAGAGCCCAAAAUCCAUAGAUGCUUAAGUACCCAUAUACAACAUAUAAAUGAAAUAGCUGACAAUCUAGACAUAAGUUGGAGCAUGUUAGUUGGGCAACCAUGGGCAUUGCCAAUCAAUUGGGCAACUGUGGGCACUGCAAAUUGGAUGGAGAAGCAGUAAGAACCAUGUCAACACAUUCUUGGCUCUCCUUCAUUGACACAACUCUUGCAUCAAAGAGCAAGAGAAGAGGAAUAUCUGACCUGUGGUUGGUUGAAUCUGGAUGUGAAACUCUCAAAUAUACAACUAUAUAUUCUUAUUCCAGGUACACUGGCAAGACACUCUCCUCUCUAAACAACUGAUUUGCACAAAUCCACAUAAUCAUCACUGCUAAAUUAAGCUUAGGCACAGAUGUGGCACAGAAGUUUAUGAUCACUGAAUUUUAGAGUACAACAUCUAGCUUGUAAAUUGGAUUCCUUUCAUGAUAUUAGGAGUUAAACUGGGGAGUGCCAAGAGCCGAAACUACUCAGGCCAAUGAUAUAAUUAGUACAAUUCAUGGGUGAUACAUUUCAACAUAUCUUUGUGAAAACUGGGAACCACAGAUAAUAUUGAACCCUAGAUUUUGACUAUACUUGGGCCAGAAGCAUGUGAAAUAGAGCACUAAAGGACCUAGAGAAGCCCAGAAACACGUCUGGAGAGGAACUCCUUUUUUUUUUUUUUUUUUUUUUGGAGCAUGGGUAAGCAAAACCAUGCAGAGUGUGUCCGUGGAUAGUAGAGUUGUACUGUAAAUGCACUGAUCUUUAGCAUUUUUACACAGAUUGAAUAUUGAAUCAUUUUAUUUUCAGCAUUAGGGAUUGAAGUGUAUUUUUAACGUUAAUAAUUUUAGGUUUUAAAUAUUUUGACAUUGCUUAGUUUUAAAUGUGAAAAGAAUGAAAUUAUUAUGCAGAGAAGAAAAUGCAUUUGUGGUAUACUGGUAAGCUUUCAGCUGUCAUAUUACAUGUUAGAACUUGAUAAAUGGCUGUGAGGUAAAAUGAGAAGGAAGAAAGUAGGAUUCAUUUGAUUGCGUGUCACUCUGCUGGUAGCAAUAUUUCAUCUUUUUAUUUUAAAAUCUCAACAUUCAAGAAUCAUCUAAUAAACUGUAAUCCUGGCUCAAACUGUUACAUUGGAGAAUUCAGCUUUAAUGGUAAAAAGACUCAAGCAGUCUAAUAAACAAUGAGAUGGAAUAAGAUCAAACUUGUUAAAACUUUGAUAUAUAGAAAUAAAAGUUUUGCUGGGUAAAAUUAAUUCUAGUGAAAUGGCUUCUUUAUUGUGCUUUCGAACAAAUAAAACUACAUUAUGGGAAAUUCAAGGAAGCUAUUUUAGGUCGAUCUGGCUACGCUGAAAGAAAUCAGAUCUUAUAAUCUCUUUAGCUGUUCAGUUUUGAUUCCAAAUGUUUAGUUAAUGCUUGGGGUUCAUGGAUAUAUAUAUUUAAAAGUCUCAUAGGAGAAACCGGUCCUUACGUUAUGAAACUCAUGUGUUUGCAGAAGGAAUGGGCAAGGUGUGUUGCUCCAAACAUUGCGGAACUUCAAUUCCCUUUAGCGUUUAGCCAUCCAGGCAAUAAUGAGGCAUGCUGGAAGUUCAACAACAUCUGGAGGGUGAACAGAGACAUCACACAGUGGAAGAUAUAGUCUUGGAACACUCAAAAGACAUUUAGAAAGACAUUACACUGUAUAGUAUUGUUGCAACUGAAGCAUCAACUGAUGAGAUACAGUGCUGAAAAACUCUUAAGAGAUUAAAAAUAACAGGGGGUGCAGAAAGCCAAGCCAUUUUCGAAGCUUAAAUACUUAUUUAGACGUUGAAUAGCUCAAUGCUUAGGCAAAAUUCCCAACUGAACUAUUAAAAAGGCCACAAUUCCGUUUGUUCCAAAUUAAUGUUCCUACUAUUAAUGGCCUUUCCACUACUUUUACCAUAAUAACUUUUGGUCUUCUAUUUAGUAAUGUUCUAUGAAAAAAAUAUGAAAAAAAGAGAGAGUUGAAAUAUUCUCACUAAUUUGUGUCUUAAGAUGCUUGCUUUCAGCCCCAUUUAAAAUAAGAAUCUACCUGGCAAACCAAGUGAUGCUAGUAAAAUUAGCCAUUUUUUACUUUCCCACAAUGCCCUCAGUAAAAGAUCAUUUCAUUGGCAGUGUGGUAUUUAUAUAGCGAUUAGACCGAGGUGAACAUUGCUGCUCAAAUGCCACAGCAACAGCUGCGAUAGUGAGAUAUGACUAUUUGGAUCUAAAAUCCCUACUUCCCAGCCAUUAUUUUUACAUUUUAAAUCCAUCUUUACAUUAUAAAUAGGAAUUUAAGAUGGUUAACAGAAACCACAGUCAAACUAUUAUACUGUUUCAAAAAGUCAAAUGAAAAAUAUGCAUCUUCACCCAGAUAGUUAGCAACAAUAGUACUAACUGGUUGCAAUCCCAAGGGACUGUAUCACAAAUCUGGGAACAAGAGAGGAAAGUGUAUCUUGGAAAGUGUGUCUGGCAGUGGUGCUAUUCUCAAGAGGGUCUUACCAUAAGAUCUUAAAGUCUGGAAAGGUUCAUGAUACAACAGAUGGUCCCUUAGACAGCCACUUUCUGUUGUGAAAAAAGGGAAAUCCACUAAUCCACACACACGUGACGUAUUGGUUGUGAAGGAAGUAUCAAGCCCACUCAGUAUGUGUAGGCUUCCCAUACAGUUAUAACCUAACAUUUAGGCAAUGUAUGUAUGCAGAAUAGGCACCUGGUGAGAUAACAAUUACUUUGACACAAAAUAAUAGGUUUCUUUCAAUAUUAACAUUAGGUGGGUUCUCAGGAGUUCAACCCCCAAACCCCCAUGGAAGACCAUUAGUUUCAGGAUGGACAGCAAUUCAUACCAAUCCUGUAACAUACAAUGCUGUGGUAUAUCCUGCAUGAUAGUCCAUUAAUUCAAGGGGGAAAGUGAUUGGGAGAGAACUAUGUGUGGUUGUUUUUCUCCUGACUGGGCAGAAUAGAUUUAUAUAUGAUUUUGUUAAUUUUCUAAUGGCAAUCCAUUUUAUUUAAAAGGAAUGUAAUGGACUUUAUAUAAUAGAUUGCUAAUGUGACUUGGAAUGAUGAAGACAGAGAGUAAAGAAAAAAGAUAUUAAAGUUUGAGUUUUCACACUUUUUAUAUGUACUGUAUAUACUCGAAUAUAAGCUGAGGUAUCUAAUUUUGCCACAAAACCUGGGAAAACUUAUUGACUCAAGUAUAAGAAGGGGGUGGGAAAUGCAGCAGCUACAGGUCAAAUUCAAAAAUAAAAAUAGAUAUUAAUAAAAUUGCAUUAUUUGAGGCAUCAGUGGGUUACAUGUUUUUGAAUAUUUAUAUAAAACUGUAAUUUAAGAUAAUAAGACUUUAAUAAGAUAAGACUGUCCAACUCUGAAUACCUUUAUACUCAAGUAUAAGCCGACCUGAAUAGAAGCCGGCCAGGACCCUCACUCGAGUAUAAGCCGAGGGGAGCUUUUUCAGCCCGAAAAAAGGGCUGAAAAACUAGGCUUAUAUUCGAGUAUAUACAGUAUGUACUAUGGACAGAUAUUGGUUAAACAAUCUGCUUUGUUUUCACUUUCUUUGAUUUUAUUGUGCUUUCUGUAGAAUUUAACUCUAUUUCAUUUAACCAAUGGCCUUUGGCUAUUUAGUAAAGUUUUACUCUAUUUUAAUAAAGCUUUUAUAAAAUGAACACAGAUUUUAAUUCUUUUAAUGCUUUAGAAGCCCUAUAAAUACCAUUCAUCAGUCAUUUUAUUACUUCUUUCCUAUGAAAUGAGUCAUUUAUUUUCCAGUUUAGAAGAAUAUGAGUCCAGAAUAUGAGUUUAGCAUCUCACAUCUGGAAUUCCAAAAUUUGAAAUACUUCAAAAUCCAAGACUGUUCAUAUGGGUGAUGGAGAUAGUGAUGUCUUUUCUUUCUGACGGUUCAAUAUACACAAACAAUAUUACAUGUACAGAACUAGACAGAUAGAUAGAAAUACAGAUAGAUGUAGACACACACACAUGUAUUUUUAGUAUGUACAUAUUAAAGAUGUAUAUGUGACAAAUGACUUCUGAAUUUUAAAUGGUCCCAUACACAGAAUAAUGCAAGUAUUCCAAAAUUUGGACAAAAAUCCAAAAUCCAAAACACUUCUCAUCCCAAUAAUUUUGAAUAAGAGCUAUUCAACUUUGUUGUUGUUUUAUUGUUACCUGCCUGUCUCUACACAUUGACGUGUGUGUAUGUUGGUAGGGGUGGGGUGGACAAAUAACACAAUACAUCACAUCAAUUAAACGAAUAUAUAAAACCAAUAUAUGUAAAAUCCAUCUAUAAAUAUCUUAAAAACCACAGUUUAAUAAUAAUCUUGAUUGGUCUGCCAGAAGAAAUUGGUCUUAUACAAUGAACUAUGUAUUAUUCAGUGAACUCCUUCUAUGAUUGAAUGACCAUCAUAGACUUCCUCACCCUCAUAUCUCCACCCAUAUUGGCUCCAAAUCUGCCUAUGGAUAUUUGAGAGAGAUUUACAGACAUAGGAGAAGGUACAGGAGGGCUGCAAUGAGAAGGGAGUAGGACAAUGUUAUGCUACAUGGACAAAGGUCUAGUCCUCGAAUGUUCUAUUUUUCAGACAUCUGAAGGCAGUCUGUAACAAUAUUCACACAAGUCGAAGUAGCACACAGUACCAAAAUGAGCCAGGUAUGUUGAUCUCCUACACUCGUUGGUUUCAGAUUCACAAUAGUGCUCGUAAUAAUGAGUUCAGGACAACAAACUUCAUUUUAUUGAAGGAGACAAUCUUGUGGGAGAGGUAUGUUCAAAGAAAGGCAUUUAAAAAAAAUACAGGAUUGCUCAGAGAGAUAUGCAACCAACAUCUCUCUCCAGCCAAAAAAGAAUGCAGUACAAUAUCACUUGUGAUUAUUUUAUCAGGCAGAUGUUAGGGGAGAACAUCAGAACACAGAAAAACAAAACAAGCCAAUCUUAGGUCAUGGAAAUCAUUCCUCUCUGUAGUUAUUGAUACAGAAAUCUAAAUAAAACAUAUUUUUCAAAGCUAAAUCUUUAUCACCUGUUUUUCAAAAUUCAGGUACAGCUAGUUUUAAAAUUCCAUUGGCAUGAAUACUUGCCAUGUUUUAACAUGCGCUUAUGCAAGUCCUUUCAUAAUUGUAGUAAGGAGGGUGCAAUCAAUAUCUGACUGAUGCCUAUUGAAAAUUUUUACUUAUGCCAAUGAACCUAGAUUGCACCUUAGACAGACCAAGAUGUAUUAAAGUCACACAUCAAUCAUGUGUCAUUUUUGUAAAACCAGAUUCAGAACAAGAAUGCUUUUAGAAUUUUGAGCAGUUAAUUCCACAGCUGUAAAAAGAAAGAAACCCUGUUGGAAGCUAUUUGUUUUUCGAGCUAAUAUUGAACGCACAAUGCAGUGUACAAUUGGCAGAUGUGGAACAAAGUGAGCCACUAGGAACAUAUGGUGACAAAAGCCUGAAAGGUUCAGUAGAUGUGUAUCAUUAUAACUUUGAAAAUGAAGGGAAAAACAUUAAAACGAGCAUGGACUUUUAGGUAGAGCCAGCAAAAUGAAAGUAAAUUCAAAGAGUGACUUGAUGCUAUCAAAUCAGUGUCUUGACAUGCCUGAAAAGUUGGAUUUCAAACUGCACAUAUGCCAACCCAAACAGAUGGUAAUGUAAUUGUACUGUCUGAAAUAUCUGUUGAGCAAUUUUGUAGUGCAGUGGGCUUUAUGGGAAAAUGCUGCUGGAAGAAUAUAUAUUACAAAAGCAUAAAAUAAAUCUAUCACAAUUUUACUUUUGCAUUUUCAAAGUAAAAAAAUGACUAGGCUUACAAGAUAUUUUUAAUCCCAAUUCUGGAAUCUUAAUAAAAUAUAAAAUCAUAUAAUCAUAGUGUUGAAAGGGGCCACUAAGACCAUUUAGUUCAAUCAAGAGGGAAAAUUAGGAAUGGGGCUUAUGAACUUGAAGCUGAAUUAAGCACAUGUUACAAAGCUUAAGGAAAAAUGGGAAGCAGAUCUCAUUGAUAACUCUUUUUCUAAGAUAAGGGUUAGGAUAAUUUGAUCCUCUGCAUGUUGCUUGAUUGUAACUCCCAAGAUUCCUAAACAUUGGUUAUGCUACCUAGGGCUGCUGGAUGUUGCAGUCCAACAACAUCUGGAGGCCUGAAACAUUUCUAUCCCAAGCUUCUAUGCCAGUUUGCUAUCUCCAUGUACCAAAGCCCUCUGUGUGCGUAGCAAGAAAUAAAUGAGUAGUAAUAAUGCCUACCUCCAAGAAAAUCAUCUGGAUUUAGGGUUACAAGUUGUAAGGAUGUUAUGAGUUAAUGGGGAUUAUUGAUAUGAUUUUAUUUAUUUGUUUGUUAAGGGAAAAGGGAGUUAUAUAUUAGCAAGGAAAAGCCUAGCAUGGAUACUAGCUGGAAGCAGCAUUUGGUAGGUUGCCAUGGUAACACAGCUUCCCUUGGGAGAAAAGGGGCGUGGCUAAGAUGACAGUUGGAGCAUAUUCCCUUUUAAAAAAGUUCAGUUGCUGUGAGGGUUUAAAAAGGAGUGGCUGUUAGGGGUUUGAGAAGAAGAGUGGCUGUUAGGUUUUGGAAAGAUUAGGAGCUGUGGAAAUCAGCUAAGGACGGCAGCUUAUUGUUCACGCAGGGGAAAGGCUGGUGAUAUAAGUUGACCAGGUGUUUUAUUUACUGUUCGAAGAGAAGUUAUUUAAGAUAUAUCCAUUCAAGAUAGACCACAUUGUAACUUAAGAUCCUGAAACGUUUAUAUAUUGGAACCAUACGCUUAUGUACAAAUAAAGAUUGAAUUUUAUUAUUGUUCAUAAAAAUAAGUCUCCUUGCCUCUCCGUAAGCCUGUUACCUCACGUUGGUGGCAGUUACCGUACCUAUCUAUAUAAGUUACCGUACUUUUCUAUAUAAGUUACCAUCUUUACUCAUUUAGACCCAUCAGUUCUGUUAUCCUUCCUUAUCCACUAAAUCAUCCCUGUCAUACAUUCACACAUCCUCCAUCCCUCCCUCUCACACGCGCGCACAUCUCCUGAAGGCAGCAGUGGGAUUUAAAAAAAGAUUUCCCCUGCCUGAGUUGAGUACCACAAUUUGGGCUCACCUCAAUUGGUGCCAAGCGGCGGGAUACGUUUAACAUCUCAAACUAAGUGCCUUGAGACCGCAUAGUAAGAAAUCGUGAGGUAAAAUUUAAGAAAAAUGGCUACUAGACUACAGAAGAAGUUAGCAGGAGAGGCUAGUGAAUACCAAGGAGAUAGUUCGGACUCUGAGCAAACCCCUGAGACAAGGGAAACCCUUAAAUAUAAAAUUGAAUUGAGAAAAUUAGAAUUGGAGGAUAAACAAAGAGAAAGCGAGGAUAAGCAAAGAGAAAGAGAAAGGGAGGAUAAGCAAAGAGAAAGGGAGGAUAAGCAAAGAGAGAGAGAAUGGGAGGAAAAACGAUGGGAAAUGGAACAAGAGAAGGAAUUGAAAAGAAUGCAGCUAGAGAAGGAUAAGGAAAUAGAACUGAAACGAUUGGAAUUGGAAAUAGAGAAAUUGGCACUGUCUCAACCACACAUUAUUAACCAAGAAGGGAAUGGUAGGACUGAAGCGUCUGAUCUACUUCUGAAGAGAUUCUCAAAGUUUAAUAAAGAUGAUGAUGUGGAGAUGCAGCGGAUUGAGCUCGCACCACUUUUGAAAAUGUCAUUGUGUCCAGGGGAUUCUUGGUGCCUGAUUGAUUAUAAGUGGUUCAAAAAGUGGCAGAGAUAUGUGGGUUUUGAAAGUUGGGACCUGUAUUAUGCAGGAAAACCUGAUCACUACCCAGGACCCAUUGACAACAUGAAACAUUUUGAAGAUUCAGAAACUCAGACUUUAAAAAAGUAUCGCAUGGAUAAAGUGGAUUAUGAGGUGAUUCCUAUUGAAGCCUGGAAUAAGUUAGUCAAUUGGUAUGGCUGUACAGAGGGACAGAGACCAAUUGAGAGGAAAGUUGUGGAAUAUGGCAAAUAUUUCAAAUACUGUAGAGUGGAAGUUUAUCCUUCAGAGUUGAAGCCAUCUCAAAACAAUGACUCUACUGAUCAUAUAAGCUCUUAUUUUGACCCAGUAGAAGAUUCUGCUGAAGAUGGAGGAAUCGUAAAUCUCCAAAAGAAAUUAUCUGAGUCACAGCUUGAGACUCAUUGCGUGGCUGAGGUAAAUGAGUCACCAGUGGCUGAGAUCCCUGUUCAACACCGUGGUGACACAGGAAUAGAGCAAGCUGAGGUAAUGGGGGAUUUAGAAGUGCCAGCCAUUGAUGAAGAUGAUUUGCUUGAGCACUCUAAAGAGAUGAAUGUUGGUAUAAGGAGUCAGAAGUUGGAGGAAGAUGGCAGUUGUUCAGGACAGACUUUACAGUCCAGUACUACAAAGGGCAGAAGUCUGGAUGCCUCUUCACAGUCUUCAACUGACUCUAUCUGCUCAGUAGUUACCGCUUUGGUCACCACAAGUACAGAGCAUGGUCAGCAGGUGUGGCCAGAGGAAAAUUUACCUCAGGAAAACACCAAAUUUAAUCCGGUUAAGUUGCUGUGUGCAGGAGAGCCUAAAGGACCGGUGGAAACCUGGAAGGAGGACAGAGCAGUGACCGGUACCUCAAAGAACACCAUUGUUAGAGGAAAGAAGAUGGACAUCUUGAGCCUGUGGGUCAUCGCCAAUCGCAGCGAACCAAGAAACAAGCGGAGAUUGGUUUGCAACGGAGUGAGUUCUGAGGACCACUAUGCAACAGAGAUUGGUACUUUUAACCAUCAGCAGCUUACUUUCAAUAUUCUACAAAAAUGUUUGGACAAUGUUUCGCAGGACUUCUUAAAUGACUCUUGGAAGUUUUGCAAAAGACUUUUUGGGACAGAGGGAAUUCAUUGUGUUGCUGGGAAGGAUGAGUGUGGUUGUCCCCAACAACACGUUAACCUCUGGAAUGCUCCGCAGAGUGAAACGUCGAGGAACUGUACUAACUGGGCUGGAGAGGAAGAUUUCUAUGAGUUGGACAAAGUGUCUAAAGAUGUUUUAGUCCAGUGUAUAAAUAAAGACUUGGGGGAUAACCCAGAAUAAGAAUUAAACUGUUAGAAAUAUGAUUUAUGGAAAAUGUAUUUUUAAAAUGUCUUUUGAUUUGAGGUUGUGUAUCUUAACACUGGGAGAUGACCAAUGGAUUUAAGGUGUAUGUUGAAUAGUAACUAUCUCAUAACUGAAUGGUGAGAUAUGAAUAUGCUAUGCGUAUAUGCAACAGUGAAGGUUUGUAUUUUAUGAAUUAUGUAUUGUGUUUAACUCCAUGUUUUUAUUUCAGGAAUACUGUUGUGUAUGUAUAUAUGUAUUUAUUAAUUAUUUUUGCCCAUUCUAGGCAUAGAAAAGGCAAAAAUAAUCUUUCUUAGGGGGGAGGUGUAAGGAUGUUAUGAGUUAAUGGGGAUUAUUGAUAUGAUUUUAUUUAUUUGUUUGUUAAGGGAAAAGGGAGUUAUAUAUUAGCAAGGAAAAGCCUAGCAUGGAUACUAGCUGGAAGCAGCAUUUAGUAGGUUGCCAUGGUAACACAGCUUCCCUUGGGAGAAAAGGGGCGUGGCUAAGAUGACAGUUGGAGCAUAUUCCCUUUUAAAAAAAGUUCAGUUGCUGUGAGGGUUUAAAAAGGAGUGGUUGUUAGGGGUUUGAGAAGAAGAGUGGCUGUUAGGUUUUGGAAAGAUUAGGAGCUGUGGAAAUCAGCUAAGGACGGCAGCUUAUUGUUCACGCAGGGGAAAAGCUGGGAAUAUAAGUUGACCAGGUGUUUUAUUUACUGUUCGAAGAGAAGUUAUUUAAGAUAUAUCCAUUCAAGAUAGACCACAUUGUAACUUAAGAUCCUGAAACGUUUAUGUAUUGGAACCAUACGCUUAUGUACAAAUAAAGAUUGAAUUUUUUUAUUGUUCAUAAAGAUAAGUCUCCUUGCCUCUCUGUAAGCCUGUUACCUCACGUUGGUGGCAGUUACUGUACCUAUCUAUAUAAGUUACCGUACUUUUCUAUAUAAGUUACCAUCUUUACUCAUUUAGACCCAUCAGUUCUGUUAUCCUUCCUUAUCCACUAAAUCAUCCCUGUCAUACAUUCACACAUCCUCCAUCCCUCCCUCUCACACGCGCGCACAUCUCCUGAAUUGGAGGCAGCAGUGGGAUUUUAAAAAAGAUUUCCCCUGCCUGAGUUGAGUACCACAAUUUGAGCUCUCCUCAAUUGGUGGCAGCGGUGGGAUCAAAAGGAUUCCAUCCCUGUCACACAUCUGUACACAGGUCAUAUGUGUCAUCUGUGGCAGGAUGUUAUUAAGGAUUUAAACUUUUAGAAGACAUUCUUUUAAAAAGACCAUAUUGCAGACAGGGAGCACAGCGAGGUGUUGUAGACUGAAGGAAAUCUAUGGAUUUAUAGUAGACACUGCCAAACCUCUGUCAGCCAGAUAAAUCAAUAAGUAAGCUGAACCAAGGGAACCAAACUGCACAAAACUCAAAAUAAAAAAUCAAGCUGCACAAAACUCAAUACAUAGGAUUUUGUAACUUAUCAUGAGAAAAAAUAAAAACAAAAACAGUUGAGUCAUGUUCAGGAAUUGGUUCUCCAUACAUUGAUGCUUGACAGGUAUGCCCUGACCGUAACAAUUCUACUUAAGAGACUACAAGCUCACACUCUCCUAUAUUUUACUGAUGAAAACUGGGAUACAUGUGGCCAAGCGACGUCAGAAUGUGAUAAAGAUGGCGAAGGUUCUUAAUGAGCAAGAACUCACAAACUAGAAGAUGCUACAGCCGUUUGCUUUUGCCUGAGUCUACCGGGAAGGGCAAAGGUCGCCUUCAUCUUUUCCCUCUUUCCUGCGGAAUUAGUUUGCACUAAUAGAAGGAAGCAGAGCACAAAAGGGGGAAAGUAGAGGAAGUGAGGAAAAAUGGAACAUUUAAAAAGGAGCUAAAAUGGGAUGUUGGAAUAAAUAAAUAAAUAAAUAAAUAGUCUGCUAGCUCCCAUUACACCCUGGAAAAGCACUUCUGGGGUGGCUCCAUGGCAAAACUGCCAAAAAACAAACAAACAAACAAACCCUGCUGCCACCAAAAAAUAGCCCCUGGUAAAAGACAGAAGACUUUUUUUCCAUCAAAAUCUACAGGGACAGCCAGCUGCCUGAUGCUCUGCCCAGUAGGGUGAGGUAGGAGGAAAGCCAGGAUGGUGUGGGACAGGUCCUCACACUCCUUGUGUGGGUGCUACAACAAUCACUGCAAUCUGCUGCAUUCCGCGGCGAUUCUGGUGGUGUGUGUGAGGAGGUCCAUUGACUGUCACUCACAAUUUGCUUGCAAAUGAUAAUUUCUCCACUGGUGAGUUACACUAGAAUCUCUCAUGUUCCUCAACACAUAUUGGCUGGGAAAUUCUAGAAGUUGUAGUCCAAAAAAAUCACUCUUUCCAUCUUUUCUUUUUUUCAGGUAAGCAUGUAUGUAGUUGCAUUGCGAAGGUAAAACACUUUGCAUCUGCAUUUCUCUCCCAUUCUUUCUCUUGCAGUGUUGUCAGCUAUUUAAAGAUAAUUUCCUGGAAGUAGAUUGAAAGGAUUUCAAUUUUUAACAAAUUUAAAAACAAACUCUGGUGUCACUUUUGAAGCUAUUAUGUCAAAAAUGAAAGUGGCUGUUAUUUGAUCUAUCAGUGAAAGAGAACUGGACAAAACAGGGAGGGAGGUAUCUUUAACCCAUUUUACACAGUGUCUGAAAGACUUGACAAGUCUGCUCCAUACAAUUGAAGCCUUCUGUCCAAUCCAAACAUCAUAGACUGUUGUGGCAGAAGAAGUUAGAGGUACAUAUAACAGCUUAAAAGUUGACAUGGGGUACAAUUCUCUUUCAAAACAGUGAAGUUUUUAAAUCUUCCUCAUUAUUCUCUAAAACUGCAAACUGAUACAAUAAUAACAAUACACAUUGGAUGCUUACUUUUAGAUCUGUGCCGACAAGGCUGGAUGAAGCAGUUUUCCACCCGCUUAUCAUAGCACCUUCUCUGCUCCCUAAAAAUGUUGCUCAGAGAGUUGGGGAACCCCCUGCAGAACUGAGAUUCUAUUCAUGGGAAGCCAGUCUUGAAUUCAACCAAACAUUUUUAUCAGGCACAGUUGAAACUUCUUUUGCUAGUAUAUGAAACACUCCUUACAAGUUUAUAAUUUUAAUUAUUCCUAUUAUAGUAAUUAUGAUAGUAUAGUAUUAUCGUAGGAGUUCUUUUAUCGUAAAAAAGAGAACUCUACCACACUGCUCUGCUUAUUCAUAAUUAAUCCUCACUAUGCUCAGUAGGAUUUAGUCACAGAUCUUUUAUUAAACACAACAUUGAUUAAUAAAUUCUGUUUAUUAGAAAUGCUGGUCAUUACCUAUAAAGCCCUAAAUGGUUCAGGCCCAGGCUAUUUGACUAAUUGCAUUUCCUCCUAUAAACCAACCUUGACACGGCGAUCAGCAGAGGAGGCCCUGGUCUCGGUCCCACCCUCACCCCAAGCACGGCGGGUGGAUAUGAGAGAGAAGCCCUUCUCCGUGAUCGCUCCCCACUUCUUGAACUCCUUCCUUAAAGAAAUAAAGAUAUCCCCUUCCCUUCUCUCCUUCAAAAAAACAACUGAAAACUUACUUUUUCUCAUUAGCAUAUGGAGAGAAGGAGGAUUAGAUGAUGAUGUAACAUUACUAUACCUCUGAUUGAGAACUGUUAAUGUAUUUGGGUUUUGCAGACCCUGUUAGCCCAGUUAACAUCACUGGCCACAUAAUCAACUUGUAAAUUGAUGUCUGAGGUUCAUGUUUUAAGUUAGAUAUAAUUUAUCUGAUAGCUUAUGUUUUAUUUAACUUUAGUGUCAUGUUAUAAUGUGUUUUUAUAUGUUAGGUGAUUUUGUGUAAUGUUUGUAUGUGUUGUUGUAUUGAAGCACUGAGCAUUUGCCUUUUGUUUGUUAUAAUCCGCACUGAGUUCCCUUGGAGAGGUGGGCUGGAAUAUAAAUAAAGUUUUAUUAUUAUUACUAUUAUUAUUGUUGAUAUUUUUAAAAAAGGAUUGUAUGCCAAGAUAAUAAAUUAGACCCGUUCCUUCCUUCCUUCCAUUACUACCCCCCAUUAUUUUUCAUGAUAUCAAUUUCUAUUGAUAAAAGUUUAAUUGUUAUGUUAAAUGAUUUUGCCACAGUGAAAUCUGGAUGCUCAUUUCCUGCUGAACCAUAAGUCCUCACCAGCUGUACAAGUUCAUUCCACUGUCUGAUGCAAUAAAAAGAAGAAACAUGCAGGGUAAAUCAAAAGUAUAUGAGGAUUGAUCUACAAUGCGAUAUAAUGCAGUUUUGGAAUGCAGAAUAACAGUAUUAAACUGGAUUAUAUAUAGUUCAGUUCAAUGCAGUUACUCUGCAUUCUGAUACUGCAUUAUAUUGCAGUGUAUAUCCAGCCUGAGUUGUAUUUGAAGACUGUGGAUCAAUUCAAAUAGAACAGUUCAAGUGCUCCAACUUGUCUUCAAGACAAUUAGGCAAAUUACACGGUCUCAUAGUCUUGCUUUUCUUUGCAUCCUUAAUAGCAUCAUUGGCUUCCUCGUCUGAUCAAACCAUAGCUAAUUGUUGUUGAGAAAUCUUUGGUUCAUUCAAACCAUAAUUUCUCAUCACAGCAAGAAAAUCAAGGAGGGAAUGGGAGGGGAGAGUUGGGAGCUCAGAUUCAUUUUCAAGUAAAAAUUCUGAAGUCCUGUAGCAAAGGUCUUGAAAUUGCUAUAAACAGUGAGUUCCUGGUAAGCUCCUGGACAGCAGAUUCAGUACAUUAUCCAUCACCUUCUCCAGUCAUGGCAUCAUAUCUUCUCCAGUCAUGGCAUCAUUCAGUACAUUAUUCAUCACCUUCUCCAGUCAUGGCAUCAUACUAUUAUAUUUCCGAAACUGCUCUGUAUUUGUGCAUUGGCACAAAUAAAUUUAAUGACAAGCCCUUUCCUUUUGUAGUCACUGUAGGGACCUCAUCACAUGGAUGAGGUCCAGUGGCAUGAUUCACUAGCCACUAUGGCAAAUUAUGGGGACAGUGCGGGUGGCAAUGGGGCAAUCCCAGUGCUCCAGCCACCAGCUAAUGCUUCCCAAUCCCAUGUGGGGAGGUGUUGCAGCUCCUCCAAAGCCCCAUUGCUUCUUAUGGAACAUGGGGUGGCUUGUGUAUUGGCAGUGGAAGCUGCCACCCAUGCUGUCAGCCCACGGAGCCCCAUCAGAAGUUGCCUUACAUCAUUUGAUGGGUCACAUGGGGCUCCAUGGGUGAACUAGGGCAAAGCAUCUUAGGACACUUUAAUUGCCCCAUGUGAUAAGGCUGUAGGUAUCAGGCAGCAACAACUGUACUGUUUUGGGGAUCAACAAAGACCUUGUCUAUUAGUAUCUACUGCAUGUUUCAGGCAUCAGCAUCUAUUGCUGUGAACAAAUUCAGUGGAUUAAGAAGGCAGAAAUGCUAUAAAAAUAAACCCACUUCCUGUGUUGAAGUUUACAGGAUCAAUCUCACUAGCCUUGAAACAUCUGCACCAGGAUCCUCAUAGAACAAAGCUGGCAUAAAUGUAAAGAGAUCUAAUUGAUUCACAGCAUGAAAGAGUAAGUAAAGUCUAUGCUAAUCAACUGAAAUGUCUCUCCAUAGAUACAGCGGUGACUGCACACUCACAAUUGUCAUUGAUGAUAUUAAUAAAAGGGAACCAUGUUGAAAUAUGCUUAAUUCUGUCUGGUUGGAUUCUGAGAGAUAUGCCAUAUAUUGCAAAUCUAUUUAGUACAUGUACUAGUAGAAUACAGGCAAUCUAACUUGUGCCCAUAUGCCUACAAAACAUACACUAGAUGCUGAUUGUAUCAGGAAAUCAAUUUUUAGAGACUUAACAGGCUCCCUAACAUGCAUCUAUAGAAGUAAUGCAAUUUGACACCACUUUAGCUGUCAUGGCUCAAUAUAAAUCUUGGGAUUUAUAGUCUUACAACAUCUUUAGCCUUCUCUGCUAAAAUGUGUUGGUACUUCACUAAUCUAUAAAUCCCAAGAUUCCAUAGCAUGGAGCCAUGAUAGUUAAGAUAGUGUCAAACUGCAUUAAUUCUACAGUGUAGUGCCAUCCUCACUUUCAGAUGUUCCUAAAACUGACUUUCACAUAUUAAAUAUAGAGGAAAACACUAUGGGAAAUGAGUUGGCGAAGGUUUUCAUAGCUGGAAUCACUGGGUUGCUGUGAGUUUUCCGGACUGUAUGGGAAAUAUCUCUUUCUGUGUUAUUACCCUUUGCAGGUUUUUAAAUUGAGGCUGAAUGGCCAUCUGUAAGGAGUGCUUUCUUUGUUUAUUGGUAGGCAGUUGGACUGUAUAACUCUUGUGGUCUAUUCCAACUUUUGAUUCUUUACUUUUGCUUCAGAGGUUGCUGGAAAAUUUUGCUCAUAAUGAAUUUUCUUGCCAGUCUUGCCAAUGUUUAUAAACUCUAGUCAUGUUUUCUUCAUACAUAUAACACACAAAAUAGGAUUCCAUUAUCUUCAAUUGCAAAUGUUUUCCAAUAUUAGAAACAUAAAAUAGUAAUAUCAGAUAGUGCUGUUUUUUUUUCUUUUUGCCCUGUUAGCUCAAAUUUAGAAACAGAAAGAAACCAAUGAAUUCUUGUCAAUUUGUGCAUUUCCUAUGAAAACAAAGAAAACAAGGAUUCACAGACAAAGGUAAAGGUAAAGGUUUUCCCCUGACAUUAAGUCUAGCUGUGUCCGGUUGGUGUUCAUCUCCAUUUCUAAGCCAAAGAGCCGGCGUUGUCCAUAGACACCUCCAAGGACAUGUGGCUGCCAUGACUGCAUGGAGUGCUGUUACCUUCCUGCCAGAGCGGUACCUAUUUAUCUACUCAUACUUGCAUGUUUUCGAAAUGUAAGGUUGGCAGAAGCUGUGGCUAUCAGCGGGAGCUCACCCCACUCCACGGAUUUGAACCACUGAACUUUCUGUCAGCAAGUUCAGCAGCUCAGUGGUUUAACUCGCUGUGCAACCGGGGGCUCCAUUCACAGACUAUUUCUGAAAACUCUGAAAAAUGUUGUUUAUGUAUUAGGCAUUAAUUUGCAUUUUAAUAUCUUAAAAGGGAAUUAAACUAAAAUUAAAUUAAAAGGGAAUUAAUAGGGAAGCUUAAACUAGGAAUGAAGUAAUUUUAACCAGUUUGAAAAUAUAAACUUCUCCUCCUACCCUGCUAAUUCAUUUUCAAGUGAACAGAAUUGUAUGGAGUUUACUUCAAAUUAAUUUCUGUGUUGAUUGCAAGCCUGACCUUAUUCAUACAGGAGAAUAAACUGGCCUUGGAGUCUAGAUAUCACUGUGAAGGUCUGGGCUGAGCAUUAACACUGUAAUCAACAAGUGCUUCAGUCUCAGGGACAGUAAAAUUCAUAAAGCAACAGAAGUUGGAAGACUAAAUGGUGAAUUUUCUGAAGAGAAGCAUUGUUUAAGUGAAAUAAUGAUUAAGUGGGAGAGAAAUGAUGUUUUUCUUGAACAAAACAAUUUACUGAAACUCACCGUAAAUGGAAAUGCCAACAGGCAAUUUGUUUUGAUUUGAAGAGUUUCCAUGUCCAAAGAUUUAUGUAUGUGUGGGUAGGGUAUAUAAUGUUUAUAUGUGUUUUAUUUUUCAUCUUGAAAUCAUUCUUAGAACUUAAGAAUAAAUCUCUUACAAGCGUUCUGUAUUAACAUCAUAUUAUUAACCUCUGUUUGACAGGUACAAGGCAUGUGCUACAAAGCAGAGAAAGAACAGAAAGAAAUGAAGGGAAGGAUUGUCAAUUUUCUGACAGAUGCUUAUUAAGUGUUUGUUGUACAAUAUAUAUCAUCAUCACACAAGUAACAAACAGAUUUUAACAAGUCCAGGGAUUCAAAUAUUUUGUGCAUGUUAUGAAGGAUGUCUUACUUACAUAUGGAGGAAAGCAUACAUCAUAAUAGCUUUAGAAAUGAUCAAGUCUAAAGUGAAAUGCAUGAGCAUAACUUGUAAGACAGUCACUGAGAAUUCUAACCUGUGCCAUUUGUCUGGUUCUUGAUAGUGCCAUGUAGAUCUCACUUGAUAUUUUUAACAUGUCUCAUUCAGUUUGACAGAAACGAAAUUCCUAAGGAGUAGAAAAUGCUGGUAAAAUAUAGUGCAGCAUAUCUGAAGAAUGUGCUAUGCAUAUUUUAACAACUUAAAUUACCACUGGAAUAGGUAACCCACAGAAAGAAUCUUCAUAGUUCCCAUAUAGCAGUACCAUUACACACCCUCCAGCUGUCCCAGUUGGUAGAGAUCAUCUCAAUUCAUCCUCUAUCAUCUCACCUUUUCAGCUGCUUUUAAAAUAUCCAUGUUUCUUUUUCCUUUCCUUUUUCCUCCUUCACCGCCAUCAUACUUCAUUCUUCAAAAAAAGUUGAAAGUGUCAAAGUAUUUUGCACUUAAUUAAUUCAGUUGAAGUGUCAUAGAGGAAGGUGUGGACUCUUAACUUUCUGAGUAGGUUCAGGUUAAACAAAAUAGCUACAACCUCUCCUAGCUUGUGUUUUCUUCCUCAUUAAAAACGUUCACUCCCUUGACCACACUCUGAUGUUAUUUGACCAUGUGUUUUCUAGCUCCAUCUGUGCAAUGAUGGAACAUAUAGCAUUUAGGAGCUCUGAAACAUAACAGAACACAAGUAGCACCACAUGGGCCAAAACUGGAAUGUAGUGAUUCCCGGCUACUCUGAAAAUGGCCAUAAUGAUCUAGCAUCAGGAAUUUAUAUAAGAAGAAUACAGGAUGGAAGAGGAAGGAUUUCUGGGGUUAAUGAAAUUAUCUGAGACAUAAAGAAAAAUAAAAAGAAGGGCAAGAAAUAGUUUUGUCUCCUCAUUUUGGCCUGAGAGUUCUGGAAGGUAUAUAUAAAGAGAUAGGGUCUUUCAGAUAGUUUGGACCUAAACUGGACAUUAUGGGUCAUGACCAGCACUUUGAAUUGUGUUCUGGAAAUGAGCCAGUAACCAAUUCUGCUGUUUUAAGAAGGAAGUUCUCUGUACCUGACCUCGAUCAGUCUUCUGGCCAUAGCAUUCUGGACCCGCUGUAGUUUCUGAAAAAUUUCUAAAGACCUAUGUAGAGUGCAUUACAGAGAUCCAAAUGGAAUACAAUCAAAGAAUGUGUCAUGGUGGCCACCAGAUUUUAUAAUGUCUCAAGAAAUGAGUGCAACUGGCAUACCAGUUGUAGUGGUGGUAAUGCAUUCCUGGGCACUGCUGAAACCUGGCCAUUCAGGCUCAGAGCAGAGUCUGGGAAAACAUCCAACCUAUGGACCUAAGAUUUCAAAGGGAGGGUAACCUCACCUAGCACAGACAGAAUCCCUGUUUCUGAUCUGCCUUUCAACUGACCAGCAGCAUGUUCUUCAAAAGCAGAAUAUUGCCUCUGAGUAUUAAUGAACCAAAAGACAGGAGCACUUGAAAUCACAGUUCAGUGCUAUGAACUGUUUUUUUACAGCCAUGGAUACUUUAAGGCCAUGGAAAUGGAAUAACCCAAGUUCUAAUGAACUGGGACUUAAUUCUUUGAGGCUUUCACUUUCAAAAGAUAUAAACCUUUUGCAUUGGACAACAACUGACAAGCUUUAUCUAUAUAGCAUUUAAAUUGUUUUUUUAAAAAAAUAGAUGUAACAGUAUAGAAAUUUCUUGACAAAUUAAAUGUUCUCUGCUUACCAAAGGAUCAGUUCGCUUUGCAGAGACAGCUGGAUUUCAAGGAAGGUUGUUGGUAAUGUAGUUAAAAUUUUAUUACCUGCCUUUUACUGCCCUUUGUUGCUGGUUAAAAUCAUACAAUCAUAUAGUUGGAAAAGACCACAAGGAUCAUCCAAUACAAUCCCCCCCCCAGCCAUAAAGAAACACACAAAGCACUCCCUACAGGGUCAAGAAGGAGUGACUUCUGCUUGCACUGAAAACUUUCAAUACCAACUUAACUACCAAUAGAGUAACAUCUGGGACAGAAUGUAGGACUGUGACACUAUUAUCUUCACUUACCUUCUCUGUAUAUUUGUUUUUGUCUGAUGAAGAAGCCAGUUAAACUUUAAAAGCUUAUAUGAUGCAUUUUCAGCAUUUUGGUUGGCCAAUAAAGGUAGCUCUCUUUUGUGGAGUUUAUAUUUUAUUGUAUUUUCCAGUUUUAACAGUGCUACUAUGGUGGCUUUCAAGGUGAUGGAUGUAAUGGUCAUGCUAAGGUUGAUGGGGAGUUAUACUACUUUAACGUCUCUACAUGAGCAACCCUAUUCUUGAUGAUGAAGGAGCUCAUUGUCAUAAUGCACUGUUGAAAGACUUCUGAAAAAUGCUGAUUUAGACAAGCUUUACUGUACACAUUGAUUUAGAUAAAAGGUUUCAUUAACCACAUAUUCAUUGCAUUGAAAUGUGUGGCACAUUUUACCAGAUAUCAGUGCAGAUUCCAUUACUUGGAUGACAUGUAUAUCAAUCACCCUAAUACUGCGGCAUUUCAUAUUCAGAGAACUUUUAAAACAUUCAAUUAAUUUUCAAAACUCCAGAGAUUAUGGUGGCAAGGUAAGUGAGAGAUGUGACUUGACAACUGAAUACUGGAGCCUAAGGAUUCAGCAAUAUGCUGAAUCACUUUUUAAUUAAGAUAAACAGGGUAAAAGUCCACACAGAAUCUUUGAAAGGUUACUUCUUUGGACUUUAACUUCCAGAAUCCUCCAGCCAACAUCACUGCUACAAAAAAUUCAUUGUAAGUGAUGAAUAUUUUUUCCAUAAAGAAGCACAUCACAGUUUCAAACUUCCAACAUCAAACUGCUUAUUCAGCUUUCAAAGGCUGUGAGGAUGAAGAGUUAUCAGAAUUCCAUUCAUUUCUCUGCAUGUAGCUCAAAGCACAACUUUAUUGUAUUCAAAUCUAAUAAAAAAAGUUCAGUGAAGAUUUUUCCUAUGAAAGUUAUGUAUUAUAUGACAGUCAGAUAGGCAUCUGCUAUGGAUUGGAGUGAGCCCCCAGUGGCGCAGCAUGUUAAAGCAUUGAGAUGCUUAACUUGUGGACCAAAAGGUUACAGGUUCGAGUGAGCACUCACUGUUAGCCCCAGCUUCUGCCCACCUAGCAGUUUGAAAACAUGCAAAUGUGAGCAGAUCAAUAGGUACUGCUCCGGUGGGAAGGUAACGGUACUCCAUGCAGUCAUGCCGGCCACUUGACCUUGGAGGUGUCUACGGACAAUGCCGGCCCUUCAACUUAGAAAUGGAGAUGAGCACCAUCCCCCAGAGUCAGACAUGAGUGGACUUAAUGUCAGGGAGACACCUUUACUUUUACUAUGGAUUGGAGUGCCACUUUUGGCACUAGGCAACCCUGUCACUACAUGUUAUGAUUUGGGUUGAUCAAGUGAUAUUUAUUUAUUUCCAAUAUUUCUACCCCGCCCUUCUCCCUGAGGGGACUCAUAGAGGGGAUAUACAUAGAAUCAUAGAUUGAUAGAAUCAUUGAGUUGGAAAAGACCACAUCGAAUAUCAAGUCCAACCCCCUGCCAUGCAGGAAAAGCACAACCAAAGCACCCCAAACAGAUAGCCAUCCAGCCUCUGUUUGAAAGCCUCCAAAGAAGGAACUUCCACAACACUCGGAGUCAGAGAGUUCCACUUACUAAUGGUUGCUUUUGGGGACAUCUCUGGGAUUUUUCUUUGUUGUUUCAGGGUGACUCAUCCAAUAGUAUUUUAGAACAAGAACUGUUCCCUGGGGACUUAUUUUUCAACUGAGAAAUUGUUUUUUAUUGAAGUUGAUUACUGGGCAUUUUAGGAAGUCAAUGGGAACCUGGCGUACCAAGGGCUCACAAGAUUCACCCAAUGCUGCAUCUGACCGAUUAGUAGCAUGAUUCCCAAUAUAGAAUUUAAUAUAAAAUUGCCCUCUGAGUGAUUUACCAAAAAAAAUAUUUUCAAGAUAUUUUGAAAAAUGUUUUAAAAAUAUUUUCAAGGAAGUACAAUUUCAAAAUUACUAAAACAGAAAACUAACUUCUUCUAGUCACUGCUAGGCUAAUUAGCCAAUAAUCUCAACCCUGAUCUUUCUAUAUAGAUAUGCUAAAUGUUGAUCUAAUAUGAUAUAUGCUAUGUCAUACAGCUUCAUUUUCCCUUAGCUAUGAUUCCCUUUCCUGGAAUAUUAGUAGAAUCAACUCUUCUAGAGUUAUGAAACAUAGGUAACAAGCAACUACUUAAUGCCUUACGCUGAAUAUGUCCUUACAUUUACAUUGGUACCGUGAGAAAUUCCUUAUACUGGUGAAAAUCCACCAUACUAUCAAUAUCUUUAAGAUAUUAGCCCUGUGCACAUGUUGAUCAGGGAAAUAUGAUAGUUGCAGUGACAUAGAGAAAUCUGCCUCAAUUUGGGCACUCAGUUGGAUUUUUACCUGAAUACAAACUUCCCACUCUGAAAAUAAGCAAGGUUUCCUCCCUGUUAUGUUCACAUACUUUAGGGACUUGUUCCCCAAAUUGUCUUGAAGAGCUAAGAAUAUUUAAACUGCAUAUAUAUAAUGGCCUGAUUACACUGAAUCUUGGGAGAUGGGCAAAACUCCUCCUUGAAAGUAUUGGCAGAAAACUUAAAGAGAAUUCAGAGUUGUUCUCAAUAAGAGAAAGAAAUGUACUUUACAAAGAUAGUAAUGACUGGCCUGUGGAUCUCUGUCAGAAUUGCCCACCAGCAGUGACUUCUGAUGUGGACAUUAUAUUCUUCCUCAGAAUGUGAAAUUGCCCAAGAUACUUAUUUUAGUUUUUGAAAUUAAGUGAAAUUUCAGAGAGAAUAGGCAAUGCUGAGGAUGCAUUCAAAGGAACAAUAAGGUACCCACCAGCCUACAUUCUGCAUGAGAUUGGUCUAAUGAAGCAUCCUUGGCUAUUCUGAGUAAUUUUACUUUCUAUCCCUUUGCUCACAGAGAAGUCAAAAGAAUAAUCAACCAACAGGCUGUCUGCUUUUCAUUAAAAUAAUGGUUUUCUUGGUCAGUUAAUAAAUUUUCAACCUGUAAUUUUAUAUUCUGUCACAAAGAUUUUAAUGAAAUAAAAAGUCAGUGGUAGGAUCGGGGACGAGAGGAGAUAAGUAUUUGCAUUUGUGUCUGUAAUCUUCAUUUUUUUUCUGCAGAUACCGAAUCUGGGAAUGUAAGCCUUAAUUCUGGAAUAUUUUCCACAGCAGUAUUCUUUGCAAUAUGUUUAAUUGUAUAACCACAAUGAAAUAAAAAAGAAGCAUUAAUGUUAGUGUUAGCACUAGUACAAGAUAGCCGACCCCACCUAAUAAUAGGAAAGUCUGCUAAUGUUAGCAGGAAUCACUGUGGGUUGUUGUGAUGUUGCUGAUGAAUAAAAAAGUGAUGGAAAAAUGUACUCCUGCUGCUUACUGGUUGGAAGGCACAAAAUUUUCUUGAUAAUGGAUGUUGGACAGAGAAAUCCUAGCUGUCUAUGCAUCCAGUUUUUGAGCAGAAUGUCUGGAGCAAAUCAGGAAAAAUGACAGGGGAUAGAAAUGAUAUUUUCAGGACUGUUUAUUUAUAUUUAUUUCUACUGUAGGGAAAUUAGAAAUAUAUUUCCCAUAUCUUUAGUCACAAUAGUAAAAUGUCACUUAUUUAAUGCAGGUAAGAAAAGAAAUGAUAUCUUAGGGAUACAGGUGGGAAUAGGGGAGGAAGACUCAUGACUUCUCCAUUUGGCCAUCCCAUGCCAAACAUUGCAAAACUGGACAGUGUUUUCCUUUUUCAAACCUUCAUAAAUGAGACAUUGAUACAGAUUACUGUGACCUAAAGGGUAAACAUUCUAUGACAAUGUCUCAUAAACAGUUGUAAACUGCUUCCCCAAAUUUUAUCCAGUUCACGUGUACACUUUUUAGAAAAUUUACCAAAAUAAACAAAAACUUUUAAGACAAAGAAAAAGGCCCAAAAAAUUUAUUUC
Anolis carolinensis (green anole) is the source of this 25831-nucleotide messenger RNA. RefSeq lists its product as uncharacterized. Gene Ontology annotation, molecular function: cysteine-type deubiquitinase activity. The coding region runs from base 10345 to 12192 and encodes 615 amino acids. NCBI's taxonomy places the organism in Eukaryota, Metazoa, Chordata, Lepidosauria, Squamata, Anolidae. The transcript is spliced from 2 exons. The record is from RefSeq and is a predicted model, not a curated record.